AUGCGCUGCGCGAACUCAGAAAGGGCAGCAAUAGUCCUGCUGAUAGUAGCCGCAAUCCAGGCGGUGGUGCUGGGCACAGCAGUCAAGGUCACGGACGCAGACGAGGUGCACCUGGCCAAGGACCUGGAGCAAUCCUUCAGGCUUGCCAGAGAGAACAACCCAACCCAUGCUGCUCUGUGGGCGGCUACGCAGCACGAGCUAAACUGCUGCGGCGUGAACGGCCCCGGCGACUACCGCUCCUCAAACCUGCCUGAUUACUUCCCCCCAAAUAUUCCCAUCGCCUGCUGCCCCAAGUACGACCCUGAUCGCUCCGAGCUGGUCCAGGAGAGGGAGCGGGAGUUCUGUAAGGCCAAGAAGACGUACUACGAUAUUGGAUGCAAGGAACAGGUGUUGGAGGGCUUUAGGGCGUCAGCGAAGCUGGUGCUUGCGAUCACUGUGUCGCUGAUUGUUUUUGAGGUCCUUUUGGCAAUCACUUCAUCGAUAUUGUACAAGAAAGUAAAAAAGUACAAGAGUCGUCGUUCUGGCGAUGGGGACCCACAUUCGAAGCCCUAAAAUACCGAAAAUGUAAUCUAGCCAUCGUUAAAAUCCUUUUCACAUGCUUUCAAAAUAUUCGAAAGUGAACAAAUUCCAAUUUCUUGUAAUUUAUUAUUCAUAUAUAGCGCCAUCUAGUAGAUAAGAGGUUAACUUAUACAUACCAAGAAAUGGUGCCUACAAUUUUGAAACUUAUUUCGGUUUCUCUAUAAAUAUUAAAUUGAAAUAACUAAUUGAAUUAAUUUAAAACUAGGUAUUUUAAUGCGAGACUUAUUAAAAUUGAAUUUAUAUGCAAGUAUGUAAUAGGAUUAAAUGGGGCUUAGCAUUAAACGAUCUCAGUGCCAAGACAAGGAACUGUAAUACGCAGUAGGUUGAACUGAACUAUGUAUUUAAAGCUAAUAAUAAUUUAUUUGUAAUCUUAUUAGUAGGAAUCGCUAUUAUAAUAUUUCUUAAAAUAAAGAC
Molecule: messenger RNA, 993 nt
Organism: Ostrinia furnacalis (Asian corn borer)
Lineage: Eukaryota; Metazoa; Arthropoda; Insecta; Lepidoptera; Crambidae
Product: tetraspanin-18-like
Exons: 4
Coding region: 1-552 (183 amino acids)
Cellular component (GO): membrane
Source: RefSeq, a predicted model, not a curated record